This is a messenger RNA of Arabidopsis thaliana (thale cress), 1029 nucleotides long. It is a transcript of the gene MEE11, whose product is annotated as RNI-like superfamily protein. NCBI's taxonomy places the organism in Eukaryota, Viridiplantae, Streptophyta, Magnoliopsida, Brassicales, Brassicaceae. The record is from RefSeq and is marked reviewed. The transcript has 3 exons. The coding region runs from base 81 to 959 and encodes 292 amino acids. Gene Ontology annotation, biological process: protein ubiquitination.
AAUGCGAGUGGCAUUGAUUCAUCUGAUCAAUGACAAAGGAUAAGAAAAACUAAAAGAGAGCAAAUUCAGAAGCUGAGAAUAUGAAGACGGAGCUUGAAGAAGAAGAAGAAGAAGAAUGGAGAUCCGUUCACGAGGUUUUAUUAAUCGUUCUUCCUUAUCUUCAUUCUCUGUUCGAGCUUCUCUCUAUGAUUCGCGUUUCGCGAUCUCUCAGAGACGCGAUCAGAGACGAAACCGCGUUAUGGACAAAACUCGUUAUUGAACCACCGUUGAGCUCUCGUCUAACCGAUGAUAUUCUAUCGGAGUUCAGUUCCAAAUCCGCCGGAAAGCUGAAAACUCUGAUUCUCCGGCAAUGUCUUAUGGUCACCAACAAGGGACUCCGUCGUGUUGUGGAUGCUAAUCCUCUCAUCACUAAGAUAAUUGUGCCUGGAUGCUCUGGAUUGACUCCUGAAGGAAUCAUGGAAUGUGUUGAAAGCUUGUCUAAGAACAAUCAUAAACUAGAGACACUUCACAUCAAUGGCGUCAAUGGCUUUACCAAACAACAUCUCUCAGCACUGUAUACUUACCUUUCUUCCGAGGGAACGAUUGACCUCGAGGUCUGUCCCAAAUGCGAUGAAGUAAGGAUGAUUCCGUCUUGCUCAAGAGAAUCAUGUAACCAGAAGCAACGCAAGUGCCGUGGAUGCUGGCUUUGUAUCCCUAGAUGUGCAGAGUGCGCAGUGUGCCUUGUUGGUUCAGAUACUGAGAGUCAAGAAGCAGCGUGUGGUAAUGAUGAUGUUCUGUGUCUUGAAUGUUGGCUUGUGCUUCCCAAGUGCAGAUUCUGCAAUAAACCAUAUUGCACUAAUCACAGUAGUCGUCGACAUGAGAUUGCAAUCACUGAUGCUGCAUCUCGGCCUUCGUUUGAAUGUGAAGCUUGUUACUAUAGGGCAGGUACAAACCCAUAUGAAGUCGACUAUCAAAUCUAAACAAACACUUUGUUGUCUGCAACUUUGUCUAUUUUGUAUAUGACAAGCUUGGAUUGUGAAAUAUUCAGCC